AUGGUCAACGUCUUCGCUGUCCAGGUCUUCUUCAUCGUCUUCCGCGAGUGUCUCGAGGCGGUGAUUAUCGUCUCGGUGCUGCUGUCCUUCCUGAAGCAGUGCCUGGGCCAACCACACCAGGACCAAGCCAUAUACAAGAAACUGGUCAAGCAGGUAUGGGUCGGCUCCAUCCUGGGCGUGGGCAUCUGCCUCAUCAUCGGCGGCGCCUUCAUCGGCGUCUUCUACGGGCUGGGCCAUGACAUCUGGUCCAACUCGGAGGAUCUGUGGGAGGGCAUCUUCUACCUGAUCGCCACCAUCAUCAUCACCAUCAUGGGGCUGGCUCUGCUGCGCAUCAACAAGACCAAGGAGCAGUGGCGGAUCAAGAUCGCCCAGGCCCUCAUCGCCAAGAGCCAGGGCCACAAGAAAUCGCGCUUCCUGGGCGACUGGGCCCGUCGCUACGCCAUGUUCAUCCUGCCGCUCAUCACCACCCUGCGCGAAGGGGUUGAGGCGGUGGUCUUUGUCGGCGGCGUCUCCCUGGGAUACCCGGCGACCGCAUUCCCCAUCCCCGUCGUGACGGGCAUCCUGGCCGGCCUCACCGUCGGCUUCUUCCUGUACCGCGGCGGCAACGCCAUGUCCAUCCAGCUGUUCCUCAUCGCCAGUACCUGCGUGCUGUACCUCAUCGCCGCCGGCAUGUUCUCCAAGGCCGUCUGGGGCCUGCAGUACUACCGCUUCCAGCUGGCCGUGGGCUCCGAUGUCGCCGAGGAGGGCAACGGCCCGGGCUCCUACAACAUCCGCGAGACCGUCUGGCACGUCAACUGCUGCAACCCGGAGACCGAUAACGGCUGGGACGUCUUUAACGCCAUUCUCGGCUGGGAGAACACGGGUACCUACGGCUCCGUCAUCUCCUACAACAUCUACUGGCUGUUCAUCAUGUUGGCCGUCUCGUACAUGCUGUGGGAGGAGCGCUCGGGCAAGAAGACUCUGCGCGAGCGCUUCCUGGGUGUCCUCGUCAAGGUCCCGGGCCUCAAGGGCUACGCGGGCAAGAAACUCGACGUUAUUCACCAGAACCCGGAUGAGAUUAUGCGCCAGGUGCACCAGGGCUUGUUUAAUGAGCCUGCUAUUGAACAGGGGGUCGAGAUGAAGUAGCUACUAGUAUAGCGUACAUUACUUAGGUACAUAUACUAUAUACUAUAGUGGUAUACUAAUACUAUAGUAUACAGUGAUAAUGUUCAUAAAUAUACUAAUUCACUCCGUCGUCCGAUUAAAACUUUCCCUGAUGGGGUUGGUGGGUUUCCUCGGCACGUUAGUCCUUUGCUUAGCUACCCUAUUUACGAG
Messenger RNA from Penicilliopsis zonata CBS 506.65, 1314 nucleotides. RefSeq lists its product as hypothetical. Gene Ontology annotation, biological process: iron ion transmembrane transport. Gene Ontology annotation, molecular function: ferrous iron transmembrane transporter activity. The transcript has a single exon. The record is from RefSeq and is a predicted model, not a curated record. Bases 1 to 1125 code for a protein of 374 amino acids. Gene Ontology annotation, cellular component: plasma membrane; high-affinity iron permease complex. Lineage: Eukaryota; Fungi; Ascomycota; Eurotiomycetes; Eurotiales; Aspergillaceae.